Messenger RNA from Drosophila persimilis, 2057 nucleotides. Its product is annotated as organic cation transporter-like protein. Lineage: Eukaryota; Metazoa; Arthropoda; Insecta; Diptera; Drosophilidae. Gene Ontology annotation, biological process: transmembrane transport. The record is from RefSeq and is a predicted model, not a curated record. Gene Ontology annotation, cellular component: membrane. The transcript has 5 exons. The coding region runs from base 142 to 1785 and encodes 547 amino acids. Gene Ontology annotation, molecular function: transmembrane transporter activity.
CAGAAUGUAGCUGCUGUCUUGCCUCACAGAACAGAACAGAACAGAACAGACUCUGCUGCAUCUCUCUCCAUAGAAUAUCUGUUGUCCGAAAAGUAAUUGUGUUUUUUUCAAAGUGAAGUUCUUGUAUUCCCCAGUCAAAGCAUGGAUUUCGAUCGUGUGCUUGAAAAGUGCGGGAACUUUGGUAGAUUCCAAUUUGUAAUACUCAUACUCUAUGGCUAUACGAACAUUCUCAGUUCCUUGCACUAUUUCUCGCAAACCCUCAUUACUUUCACACCAGAGCAUUGGUGCUCCCAUGAUGACCUCAUGGGUCUCAGUGCCGAGGAUCUACGCUCUAUCUACUCCAAUGUCUCCCAUUCCUCGUGUACUCCCCUGCAAGGCGUCAUCAAUGGCACUGGCAUACCCGCAGAUUCCUCGGAGAUCUGUCAGGACUGGAUCUUUGAGCGAGAGAGUGGCUACGAGAGUCUCACCACGGAAUUAAAGUGGGUCUGUGACAAGUCCCACCAACCGGCAGUAGGACAGUCUUUCUUCUUUCUGGGCUCUGUGGUGGGGACCAUUACCUUUGGCUUUCUAUCGGAUCACAUCGGGCGACUGCCAGCCAUGUUGAUGGCCACUCUUUCCGGUGCCACGGGGGACUUUAUGACCUCCUUUGUGCACACUCUCCCAUGGUUUGCCUUCUCUAGAUUUGUUUCUGGCUUGUCCACGGAUACCAUGUACUACCUGAUGUACAUUUUGGUCUUCGAGUACUUGAGCCCCAAGCGCCGUACCUUCGGCCUCAAUAUAAUCCUCGCUGUUUUCUACUGCUUUGGACUGAUGACUUCCCCCUGGGCCGCCAUCUGGAUUGGCAACUGGCGUCGCUACCUCUGGCUGGCCUCGUUGCCCGCUCUGGGAGUCCUGGUAUAUCCUCUGCUCAUCUGCGAGAGCGCCCAGUGGCUGCUCACCAAAAAGAAGUACGACGAGGCGGUGGCUUGCCUCAAGCGAGUGGCCAAGUUCAAUGGCAGACAAGUGGAGGACUCCGUCUUCGAUGAGUUCGUGAAACACUACCGCGAGAAGAUGAAUCAACAGGCUCAGGUGAACAAACAGAGGGACACUUUCCUGGGCAUGUUCAGGACCCCACGUCUUCGUCGGUUUACCUUGACUUUGCUGCUGAAAUCUGUCAUCAUAACCCUCUCGUACGAUGUGAUCAACCGCAAUAUGGAGGGUCUGGGCACGUCUCCCUUCAAGCUGUUUUCCCUCACAUCCAGCGUGUACCUACCCGCGGGCUUUGCGAUCCUCCUGCUGCAGAACCGGAUCGGUCGCAAGGGCAUGGCCUGCGGGGCACUCUUCGUGGGUGGCAUCAUCACUGCCGUUACGGGAUUCCUCAUCGCCUUCCUCGAUCCCAAGGAGAAUGCUAUCCUGCUGGCCUGCAUGGUGGCUCUGGGACGCUUUGGCAGCACCGUUUCCUACGACGCGGAGAUCCAGUACGCGGCGGAGAUCAUCCCCACCAGCGUGCGGGGACAGGCAGUGUCCAAUAUCCAUGUGGUGGGCCUGGCCUCCAGCUCCCUGGCAUUCUAUGUGAUCUACCUGGCGCAGUACUACAAGCCCCUGCCAUCGAUCUUCAUCAGUUGUCUGAUGUUCUUUGGCGCCGCUUUAUGUCUAUCCCUACCCGAAACCCUGCACAAAAAACUACCCGAAAGCCUGGCCGAUGGCGAGGUGUUUGCCAUGAACGAGAGCUGCUUUUACUUUCCCUGCUUCUAUAAGCGCCGCGAUGGCCUCACAAAGCAUGCGGAUCUCAAGUCUGAACCCUAGAGAACACUCCUCAACUGAUAAAACUGAUAAUCUGAUGAUAAACGAAUAACCUGAUGAUGAGCCCAACAAAUAAUGUUGGGUUUCGCCCGUAACUGAAUGGUCUGAUAGGUAAUAUUACUCAUGUGAAGGAUGCAUAGUAAUAGUAAACCAUAACCGUUGUUUAGAAAACACUCUUAUCUAAUAUAUCCUAUACCCCGUAUAUACCACAAACAGAACUGCUAAAUAUCUAUCUACUAAUCUAUGUUCUAAUUUUCUUCACGUUUUAUAAUGUA